ACGCUCUGCUGACGUUCACACAGGAUCAACAACAUGGCGUUGCCCAUGAAACAUAUAGGAGGUUAUACUAAUGGAUUGAAUAAGAACUAUUUUAGGACAUAAAAUACAUUAUUCCGAAUCGAACAUGUUUUACUGUAUAUUAUACUCAACUAGACGUUGUUGAUCCAGUCGGUGAUUGUCCACAAGUACCACCAAUUGCUGCUUCCAAGAGUCAGUGAACCACUAAGAUGUCUGGGACAAAUGUGUGGACCCGAAGCCGUGAAAAGUUAAGACGUUUCCCCGAGAUAUUGGCUCAAUGUCCGGGAGAGGCAUCGGCUUAUGGGAAAUGUGUCACAGCUACAACCAUAGGUAAACAGGAGCUGCAGAAGGAUCUCUGUGUGAAGGAAUUUCAGGCGCUCAAGGCAUGCUUCCUGAACGCAGCCAAGAAAGCAGCGAAAUAGCACGCUUUCGGGACAUUAUCCACGCACUGGAUCAGCUACCAUAUACAAUGCCUGAAAGUGACUGUAUAAUGAUUUGUAAUGGAUAUUAAAAUAAAGAUGACAUGUUGAGGA
This is a messenger RNA of Gadus morhua (Atlantic cod), 551 nucleotides long. RefSeq names its product NADH:ubiquinone oxidoreductase complex assembly factor 8 (gene ndufaf8). Gene Ontology annotation, cellular component: mitochondrion. The coding region runs from base 228 to 440 and encodes 70 amino acids. Gene Ontology annotation, biological process: mitochondrial respiratory chain complex I assembly. The transcript has 3 exons. Lineage: Eukaryota; Metazoa; Chordata; Actinopteri; Gadiformes; Gadidae. The record is from RefSeq and is a predicted model, not a curated record.